AUGUGGCUUUUAAGAUGUGUCACAAAUCCCUACUACUACUCUCAUUAUUAUGGCUACUACACAAUGCCAGGCCAGGUGGCGGAUCACCCACCCAAAAAGUUCGAAAUGACAAUAUAAUGGCUGCAAAUUUACUGUUAGAGGAUCUACAGGCACAACCAUCACAUAGUCAGCUAAUCAAUCUGACAAGACAUCACGAUGGUGAUCUCUUCCAUACGAAUGGCAUUGCCAGUAUUUGCAAUGCGGACACCUGCAUUGGCCUAUCCAGUGGAACGGCGGCUCUAGUGCGUCAAGUCAACGAUGGACUAGGUCAAGCCUCCGCCUCGCUGUCAUCACAAGGCGGUCAUCGCCUGAAACUUCAACAGAAAUUGGUAGCUGGAGCAAGAGUGGUGGGAUCUGGUGAAUUAGGUACGACUAGCGGGGAUUUGGAUACAGGCUCAUGCUCAUGUCGCUGUCUACCGUAUUUACCGGCCUAUCGGGAGGAUUUGGGCAUUUGUGUGGACGACAUACACGAGUGUUCACUAUCGCCCUUUGUCAGUGGCUCAUCGUCGGAGAAAAUUCCAUUUGUAUUUUUGCCAUUGCGUGGACAGAUCAUAUAUCCCAGUCGUGAGAUUAGUUUUCCCAACAUACAUACUCCUGUGUGUGCUGUGACGGGAGCCCAAUAUCUUGGAUCGAAUGGCUGGUCAGAUUUAAGGAAUCCCAUCGAUACGGAUUAUCCAUUUCGCAUGUUCCGCGAUGAGGGAAGAAGUUUUCUUCAGUGGCUCGGCGAGGCGGAAUUGCGUCAGAAGAUGCAAGGUCGUUUGAUUGUGGUGCAUUUGGUGUGUCGUGAUAUGACCAUUAACUUGAAUGCCACCAAGAAGGCAUUGAUUGGUGACCAAUUGAUGUCUCCCCGAAAUGUUCAUUCCCCCUGUGUGGCCUUUCGAGUCAAUGGGAGUCCAGUGAAAUACGUUCACAAUGUACCCGAGGUGUUCUUUCAGCCAGCCAACUCCACACGUUUGGCCUCCACUUCUGAUGGCAUGACCAUGCGCGAGUAUGUGGUCAUUGGCAUUUGUAGUUUACUUCUAGGACUCAUCUAUGUGGCCUCGGUAUUCCUCUAUCUGUUUAUGAAGAAGCGCAAGAGUCGUCGUCACAAUUCACGCAACUCCCUGGAUAAUUUGCCCAACGAGAUUAAUUAUCCCAAGAACGAUCAGGUCACCUAUGGAGCUCCUUUUAGUCGUGUGGGCAGCAUUUACUCGGCUCACAGUCUGGGCAUGGGGGGGAAUGAGGCAUCCGCUGGGCGCCCCUCAAUGAACGGCUUGAAAGACGAUUUGGGCAUAGUCAAGAAUAAUCCUCUACUCCAGCAUUUCCCCCAGUUGGGAGAUAGGGAACAGAAUUCUGGAUUUGCCAGCGAUAUAUCUAACUCGAAUUCCGAAUGUGAAAUGGAGGAGAAGAUCAAGACUUCUGUUCUGGUUCAUCCACAGUUGAACAAGUCGCCCAAACCGGGUGCUAUUGGCAUGGAGAAUCCGUCUUUAGAGGCCGAUGAUUUUCUCCAGGAGAAUGAAUGCUUGCCCACGGAAAAUGUGGCCGUAAUUGAAGAUCUAAUGAGUGAGGAAAAAAUGGAAAAUCUAAGGGCCAUGGUUAGUGGAAAUGUGAGAAAGAAACUCUAUUUUAAUCCAGCCUACUUUGAGCCACAUCUAUUAGCGGAGCCUCCCCAAGCGGCUAUAGAGUUCUUGCAAAAAAUUCGGGAGGUCAUUGCCAUUGCCAAAUAUAAAAUGGCUGCCAAGCGCUAUCAGCCAUCUCUAAAUAUUAUACACGAAGAGGUUCCAGGGGAAGAUAACAAGAGCAGCUCUGCUAGAGCCAUGUACAACGUGCCGCUGCAGGAGAAUCUAUCGGCCAAGGAGGGUAUGGGAGAUAAACGGAAUAGCAUUGAACAAUGGCUACAAAGUGUACCCAAUUCGGAUCAAAAGAGCAUAGAUCGACCCACAUUGAUGCAAGCUAAGAAGGGUAGUGUUUCGCCUUCUAAAGGUUCGGUGCGGAAAGAGAUUUCAGCUCCCAAAGAACGUCCACCACCGCCACCACAGCAUUCCAUGCAGAAAGCCAAGCCAGAAGACCCGCCUCCUUCGCCUCCUUCUCUUGCCCCCAUUGCAGAGUCUGUUAAAUCGAAAUUUCCAAUUUCUUCAAUUGCCAAGACUACUUAUGAUAGUUAUUCAGCUUACUCGGCGGCUGCAAAUGUCUAUGGAUUCGCUGGCGGAGAGAUUUACAAUAAUCCGAAAUUCAUGUUGGGUGAUUCACCAGCCGCCUCGCUGCGUAGUUCCUCUAGCCGUUCCAAGAGUCUGCGCAAGCGUAGUGAAGUCCUGGAUCAGUUUGCUGCCGCCAAUUCCACGCCCACUUCGCUCAACUCCUUCGAUCGUCAGCACUAUAACAUGCUAAGGAAUAUGAAACCCUCGGAUAUAAUUUACGAUUCUCUAAAGCGCGAAUUCUCGGCCAAUAUACCAACACCCGAUUAUGACAGCACUAUGGAGAAGAAGAUCAAGGAUAUCUAUAGCAGCACUCAGAGCAGUAUUCCAUCAGUUCCGACGCCGGACUACAGUUCGUUGAGUCGCAAAUCGCUGAAGCAGUUUCAACCGGACUCACCGAUCUACAGACGCAAGUCACCGCAGUAUUUGAUAGUCGACUACGAGACGGAUAGUCUGGAACGUUUGGAGCCUAGCAAACGCAAGAGUUCACACUCUUCGAGUUCCCCAUCGUCCGAUGUGAGCUCUCAGCUAAGUCCUAGCCUCAGUACAGCUCUACCACUUGAAGAGGAGAUGGAAAUAAGCCAUACGGUCUAUGAUAGGAAAGAUGGGGGUCCCAUUAAGAAACGUCAUCAUUCCCAUCAUCCACAUCCUCAUCAGCAACAUGGCAGGCAAAAGGAGGCUGCAGCCCGCAUCAAAUAUGACACGCCCUUUCGGGGCAGCAUGACCAUUGAAGUGGAGCAUGAGCCUCCCUCGGACUUGGAGCGUACCGACAGCGAUCAAUUCGAACCGGACACCUUGGAUCGUAAGCCCAAGAAACAGAGCUUUUGCGACAUCUCAGCCUGGCACCAGCAACAGGAACGUCAGCAACAGCAGAUCGCUCCAGAACCAGAUUUCAAUCAGAUCAAUUCAUUGCCCGAUUUGAGUCGCCAACAGGAGCUGUCCAACAAGCCUCGCACAGCCUCUUUUAUAUUGAGAUCGAGCAAUUCUUUUCGCAAUCUACGUGAGAUCUACGAAUCGCCCCUGGCCAUCCAAGACACGAGUUGCAAAUGCGAAAGACGAGAAUCGAUCAGUGAGAUAGAGGGACGUCUUCUUACCCUAGAGGCCAAGCACUCGAGACGUCAACGGGGAAUGCAGAGUUCACCCACUUUGUCCAUUGUCGAUGUGGCCAAAGUGAAUAAGACAACGAUAACGAUAUCAUCGCCCAAGCAGCAGCAGCAUCAUCAGCAACAGCAAGUGAGAAAAUCUCCGCCCAAUCACCAUUAUUGCCCGCCUUUGGUGCAAAGUAAACGACCUUUGCCACCGCCGCCACCACCUGCCGCAACAGAGACCCAAACACAAGAGGAGGAUACAUUCAGUAUGCACAGUGAGGUCACUGAGAUUACAGGCGUCUCGGAGUUUGAGAACUCUUGCAACAACACACUCUCCAGUGUUAUAUCAGCCACCACAGAGGAGAGGAAACACACAAAAGAGGCGGAUUAUGAUAGCACCUUGUACAACAAGAAGAUUAACAGCUUGCGUAAUGACUACAGCCUGACCAAGUAUCUCAAUCGUCGCAAGUCAUCGAGGGAGGGAGACAAUGUGAACGAGAAUGAGAAGAAGGAGAAGACCAAACCGGAGAUGGAAAUUAAUAAUGCAAAAAACCUUAAAGAAGUUGAUCUCAAUCAGUUUGAUGCCUUGUCCAUUAGCUCCCGUUCGAAUCGGAGUAGCAGUCAUCUCUCGGAGCGUACCAAGGAGAUGUAUCGUAAUGCUGGAGUUCCUGUUGGCAUUGCCUAUCCCCAGCGAUCGGCAGCCAAUUCGACCAACAAUACCAACUCUGGCAAUGUUGUUCAAACGGUCUAUCGAUGUGAGAUUGAACCAUCCCAGUUGACCAAUGGCAUGCAGAUAGCUAUAGGACUAAAGGAUCGAGCCAAAAAGGCCAAGGACUUAAAGAAUGCCUGGCGUAAAUUUGUCACAAUGGCAGCGAAUAAAUUCAGCCCCAGUCAGAGUCCGGCUCCCACAUAUGGGAGCAGUAAGCACUCGUCUGGUUUCUUGGAAUCCCUUGAACGCGAUGAGGGCAUUGCCUCGAUCAUUGAAGACGCCGCGAGUCAGUCAACUGGGGUGGGCCUUGGCUUAGGUGGCAAUCCACCUGGCAGUCAGACUUACUAUGAACAGCGUUUCGGUCAAUUGGAUAGUGGCUACAUGAGCACCGAUUCGAAUGAGUUGUACAAACGGCAGGUCUAUGAUCGUUAUAAUUUCAAGAUGCAGACAGGACGAGGCCAUCAGGUCAUUCGAGUGGAUACCAUCGAAGACACUGAGGAGGAGAAUGAUAAUCGAUUCGAGGACCUGGAGCAUAUGGAACAGAGUCAUAGCAGGGCCAUUACAGCGCCCAAUGAGGAUCUUAAUCUAAGUGAUGCGGACUCGGAUAAAACGCUGACCCGCUCACACUCUCAGACCGAUUCCCAUGAGCGUAAUGUAAGAGGCAGUACCACUACCAUGUCAUCGUCCUAUUCCUCAUCCGAGGAGGACCAUGGCCAUGGUCACGGACGCAGCAGCACAUGCUGCGGCUCCUCCGAAACCGAUGAGGAGGAGGAGGAGACCAAUACCGAAGACAUGUGGGAAUCGGGUGCCGAGAGCAUCGAAACCCAUUCAGUACUCUACAAGAUGAUUAGAAAGAGUUAGUUUAAGGCAUUUUGUGUGCAAUAUUUAGAAGAUGAAAGACUUUCCAUAGACUUAGACUAAGCAAUUAGACAUUAGAAGCAAUCAGUGCAAUAAUUUUUUUUGUCUAUAUAAUCCUGAUGCUUGCCAAACCACAAAAGGUGCAAUUUAUAUAUCAUACUCUAUAAUUAUUUUUAGUAUUAAAUACUUAGUUUAAGUUAUACAUCCAAUCCAAAAUCCAAGUGCAAUCAAUAUAAAUAUUUAUCCAAAAUCAGAUUAUAUAUCGUAUGCGAAUUGUGAUAACAUAAUGUCAGCAAGUCUCUUGGGCCGGAAAUGUGCAAUCUUAGUGUUAAUUUAG
This is a messenger RNA of Drosophila willistoni, 5205 nucleotides long. RefSeq lists its product as uncharacterized. The coding region runs from base 15 to 4871 and encodes 1618 amino acids. The transcript is spliced from 8 exons. Gene Ontology annotation, cellular component: cell cortex. Gene Ontology annotation, biological process: imaginal disc-derived wing hair organization. Lineage: Eukaryota; Metazoa; Arthropoda; Insecta; Diptera; Drosophilidae. The record is from RefSeq and is a predicted model, not a curated record.